Molecule: messenger RNA, 1205 nt
Organism: Drosophila persimilis
Lineage: Eukaryota; Metazoa; Arthropoda; Insecta; Diptera; Drosophilidae
Product: trimeric intracellular cation channel type B
Exons: 3
Coding region: 1-858 (285 amino acids)
Biological process (GO): potassium ion transmembrane transport
Cellular component (GO): membrane
Molecular function (GO): potassium channel activity; identical protein binding
Source: RefSeq, a predicted model, not a curated record
AUGAAUGCACAGCUGAUCCUUAGGCAGUUCCCCAACCACAUCAUAUUCCGCACCCUCCACUACUCCCUAAUCGCGGAGCAGCUGCGCGAGGAGAUCGAAUCGAGGAGCGGGCCCAAGGUCAAGCGCAGGAGCUGCCUGGAGUGGGAGCCCUUUUCCCUGUGGCUUACCAAUUUGAUGCUCAUCUAUGCGGGCGACAUCCUGGGCAACCUCCUGCUGGGCACUCUGCCCCUGGAGCCGCUCUGCAACAGCGCCGACGUGCUCCUAAGCUCUUGCAUGUGGUACCUCAUCUUCUACUGCCCCUUUGACCUGGGACAUGCGGUGGCGCAGACCCUGUUCUUUCGCAUCCUGGCCACGACCAUGUCGACUAUCAGCCAGGUGCAGCUCAUCGACAAGGGUGUGACCCUGGCCGGGAAUCUCUAUGGCAAUGCCCCAGUGGCCAUGCUGGUCGUUGGCACUAUCAUGGGCAGUGGGGCCGAGCUCCUGAAGCCCGUGGCCGCGAUCCUCAUCAACCGGUGUCAGCACAACCAGAUGGCGUACAUCAAGCUGAGCAUAAACUCGAAGCUGGCUCUUGUCAUAUCCUGUCUAUUCGCACUGGACAUCCAUCAGAGUCCCCUGCUCCUUGGGCUGACGCGGAACCAGCUGCAGGUCUACACCCUGGUGUUCGUCAAUACCUACAAGUAUCUGUCGCUGGCCUAUCGGACGGAGCACUUUGUCUGGUUGAUGGAGACCCGCAUGCGCUACACCUUCUUCGGCGGCCUCACGGCGGACUUGACCAAGUUUUUUAAACGCUAUCCAAAACCUGACAAAAGGCAAAGGGAAACGUUUUCAAAAUUUGAUUUAAACCGUCGACGGCACUGAAAGAUUGCGCCAUCAGAAGCACUGAAGAACUCCCAAUACCCUCUUCAGGGGGCUCUAAGGGGAAAGAGACGUUAAGCGGCUUAGGUUUCCUCCCUGCCGCCGUCACUGCCACUUGCCACUGCCACUCGCCACUCAGCCAAGCGAUGGAGACACGACACGUGGCGGCAGAUGUUCCGCUUGAUCGGGUUACGCGUGGGGUACAUGCUAAUCAGCUUAGAGGAGCUCUGCCUCUCCCGAGGAGGGCGCGAGGCUGGAGGAGCGGAAUGGGCGCUCCAAGUAUAAUCGUCUAGCUGUCGUCUAUCGUACUGUGAAAUUUCCGUUUGAAAAUAAAUAAGUAUAUUAGUAAA